GUGAGACAGAGAGAGAGAGAGAGACACUGGGUGACAGUGAGAGAGGCAGGAAGCUGCCUGCAGGCUGGGAGUGGUCGGACGUAUAAAAGACGACUCUCUUCCUUCUUUCUGCAUUAGACCGCUCUCUUCCCCUCCUUCCUUACACCUGAGACUCUGAGACUCUACCUACACAGGAUGUCGUGGAACGCAUACGUCGAUUCCCUGAAGAUGCCUGACGAAAAAGGGAUUGUCGCCGUCGAGGAGGCAGCACUCUGCGGGAUACUACCUGGGAAAGAGGGUGUGUGGGCCAGCUCGGAGGGACUAGCCAGCAUCACAGAAGAUGAAAUCAAGAAGCUGGCUGGUGAUAGGAAGGAUUUCGGCCAAUGCGGCCCCUGCAUUGCGGGGGUAAAGUGCAGGAUGAUCCGAGAUAGCAUGGAUGAUGAAACGUUGCACAGCCUGGACUUAAAGACUGCAUCAGACAAUGAAGGCAACACCUACAAUAUAUGCGUAGGAAAGAGUGAAUCAGGUAAGAACACCCUGCCUGAAAGGCAUUAA
Messenger RNA from Xiphias gladius (swordfish), 534 nucleotides. It is a transcript of the gene pfn1, whose product is annotated as profilin 1. Gene Ontology annotation, biological process: positive regulation of actin filament bundle assembly; regulation of actin filament polymerization. The record is from RefSeq and is a predicted model, not a curated record. NCBI's taxonomy places the organism in Eukaryota, Metazoa, Chordata, Actinopteri, Istiophoriformes, Xiphiidae. Bases 175 to 534 code for a protein of 119 amino acids. Gene Ontology annotation, cellular component: cytoplasm. The transcript is spliced from 3 exons. Gene Ontology annotation, molecular function: actin binding.